GGUAUGAAACCCUUUAAUUAAGGAGAAUUGCGGUCAAUAUUGAUAAAUGGAGAGAAAAUCUAAUGUAUUUAUUGAAAGGGAUUUAUCAGUUUAUUGGGAGGGAAGAAUUCUUAUUAUUGAUGCAUACGAUUCCUAUUUCUAUAAUAUUUGUUCAUUAGUCCAAAAGGUUCUUCCAAUGGCACGACUUUUUAUUAUUCGUAGUGAUCAGAUUGAAAAAGACAAGCUUUAUGAAUGUAUUGAAGGGUUUGAAUGUUGUAUUCUUGGGCCGGGACCGGGUAAUCCGGGAAAAGCAAAGGAUGUAGGAGUUUUCCCGGCAAUAUGGACAUUAAAAGAAGAGCUAGUAUUACCGGUAUUUGGAAUAUGUUUGGGUAUGCAAACACUUUGCCUUGAAUGGGGAGGAAGUGUUUCAAGACUUAAAUAUGUAGCACAUGGAAUUAUAUCAGAGAUUGAACAUACAGAGAAAGAAAUAUUUGAAGGACAUUCAAAAGGAUUUAAAGCAGUGCGAUAUCAUUCAUUUUGUGUGAAUAUUAGUGAAUCAUGUUUUCUGGAGGGAUUAGCAUGGACUUUAGAUGAAAAUGGGAAAGUAUUGAUGGGAGUAAAACAUAAGAAGAAACCAUUUUAUGGAGUUCAAUAUCAUCCAGAAUCAUUUUUAUCAGAACAUGGAGAAAAAAUAAUAUAUAAUUUUUGGAAACAGACAUGUGAGUUUAAUAAGAGGGAAAGGCGGCCACGAAUAAUAUUAAAUAAGAAAUGGAAUGUUUUACAUCAAGCUAUUCAGCCUUUAGGAACUAUAAUUGAAAGAGAUGAAACAAAAGAUCAGAAAUUUAAUGAAGAAUUAGAUAAACAGAAUAAAUCUAUUGAUAUAUUUGAGGAUAAAAAAGAGAAUGAAAGAGUUUUUUUUGAAGUAUUAAAUAUUGAAAUUUCAGCAAUUGAAAUAGUGGAGGAAUUACAUCUUGAAAAAAGAGAAACAUGUGCUAUUCUUGAAUCAACAAGGGAACCAGGACGAUAUUCUAUUAUAGGUGUACCAUCGGAAGGCCAUUAUACAUUAACACAUACAUUUCCAGACAUGUAUCUUAUUAAAACCUAUUCAGAUCAACAAGAAAAAAUUCCAUUAAAUACACCACAUAUAUGGACAUGGUUAAUUGACAAUAUACGUAAACUACAAGUAAAUAAUGGACCAGAAGUACCUUUUCAAGGAGGAUUUAUUGGAUAUUUCAAUUAUGAAUACACAAUUUAUACAACUAAUAUAUACCAAAAAAGCAAAUUCAAACAUCCAGAUGUUAGUCUACUAUUUUUUGAAAGAAGUAUUGUUAUAGAUGUAAUAAAAAACCAAGUGGUAGUACAAAGCUUAAUUAAAAACGAUCCCUGGGUUACAAAAACAGCAGCUAUUAUUCGUUCAUUUAACAGAAAAUAUUCAAAUAAUUUGGAGUCUUCAGAAAACUCAUUUAAUCAAAACAACUAUUCCCAAAACAUAUUACAAACACGAAUUGUCUUGCCUAACAAAGAUGAAUAUCUUAAAAAAAUCGAAAUAGCCCAAAACUACAUAAAACAGGGAGAAUCUUAUGAACUUUGUUUAACAUCAACAACACAUAUUUUUUCAUCUGAAAAAUGUACUCCAAUACAUGAUUGGAACUUAUAUAAACGCUUGAGAAUAUUAAAUCCAGCACCAUUUUCUGGAUAUCUUCGAUUAAACGGCGUUACAUUACUAUUAUCUAGUCCAGAACGAUUCCUGAGUUGGUCUUCAGAUGGAUUAUGCGAAUUACGACCUAUCAAAGGAACUUUACGUAAAGAUCCUUCAAUUGACUUAAAGAAAGCAACUGAUUUACUGAAAAAUCCAAAAGAUUAUGCAGAAAAUUUAAUGAUUUUAGACCUUAUACGUAACGACUUGUGUCAAAUAGCAAAAAAUGUCCAUGUACCUGCAUUUAUGCAAGUAGAAGAAUAUCAAACACUUUAUCAACUUGUGUCAGUAAUUCAAGGAACUGUACAACCUCCUUAUACAGGCAUUGACGUAUUAGCAUAUGCAUUGCCUCCUGGAAGCAUGACAGGCGCACCUAAGAAGAGAAGUAUAGAAUUAUUAUAUGAAUUGGAAAAGAAAGAAAGAGAUAUAUAUUCCGGCGUAUUUGGAUAUUUUAGUGUAUGUGGCAGAGGCGAUUGGAGUGUAAUUAUACGAAGUACAUUUCGUUAUCAUGACGAAGACCAUUGGAAUAUUGGCGCAGGAGGAGCAAUUACAAAUCUCUCAAAUGCAGAAGAUGAAUGGGAUGAGAUGAUAUUAAAAUUACAAAGUGUUCUUUCACUAUUUAAAUAAACCAAAAAUUAAAAUAAUUUAACUAGUUUUGUCAUAUAAUGCGAAA
Pneumocystis carinii B80 is the source of this 2348-nucleotide messenger RNA. Its product is annotated as aminodeoxychorismate synthase. Gene Ontology annotation, biological process: L-tryptophan biosynthetic process. NCBI's taxonomy places the organism in Eukaryota, Fungi, Ascomycota, Pneumocystomycetes, Pneumocystales, Pneumocystaceae. The record is from RefSeq and is a predicted model, not a curated record. Bases 47 to 2302 code for a protein of 751 amino acids. The transcript has a single exon.